Messenger RNA from Apis laboriosa (Himalayan honeybee), 978 nucleotides. RefSeq names its product endocuticle structural glycoprotein SgAbd-1-like (gene CPR14). The transcript is spliced from 4 exons. Gene Ontology annotation, cellular component: chitin-based extracellular matrix. The record is from RefSeq and is a predicted model, not a curated record. NCBI's taxonomy places the organism in Eukaryota, Metazoa, Arthropoda, Insecta, Hymenoptera, Apidae. The coding region runs from base 137 to 568 and encodes 143 amino acids. Gene Ontology annotation, molecular function: structural constituent of chitin-based larval cuticle.
GAUGACCCCUUUCACUGCACCACGUUGCUACGGUCGUGUAUAUAAAGAGGCGAAGCAUCUGACGAAGAAGCACAAGUACCAACCCAUCUGCAUCCUAACCGCUUCAUCGCCGGUGUCCGUGUGACAGAGAGAGAUUAUGUUCACUAUUAAGGCGUUAGUGGCGGUCGUACUUUGUACGACAGCGACGUUAGCUGCCCCUCAAAGACCUAGCGGUGGUGCUGACAAAGAUGCGGUGAUCACAUCUCAGCAACUUGAAGUCAACUUUGACGGCAAUUACGUCAAUAACUUCGAGACGAGCAAUGGGAUCAGCCACCAAGAAUCAGGACAGCCUAAACAGGUAGACAACGAGACACCGGUGGUCUCGCAAGGCUCUGACUCUUACACAGCGCCUGAUGGCCAACAAGUUAGUAUCACGUACGUAGCCGACGAAAAUGGCUUCCAAGUGCAAGGUUCUCAUAUCCCCACGGCACCACCGAUACCUCCAGAGAUUCAAAGGGCGCUCGAGUGGAACGCGGCUCAUCCAGAAGAGGACGAUGGUGGCCAACAACGACCGCCUGGCCGAGGUUAAUCAGCCCAACCAAUACCUCAAACGUGACCUGAUUUCGAGCUAGCUUGCCAUGGACAGAACCGACCCUGAGCCUCCAAUGCGACCAUAAAAAUAAAUAUAGUGUGGUAUAUUAAUCUAGGAUUAUAUGUAACAGAAAAAAAAAAAUUAAGGCGAGAGCCAGCCGGUAUAUAAUAACUGUAUACUUCGAGAUUCUUUAUCUUACCUGUAUAGAUGAAAGUAAUGUGCACUGUUCAACAGUUUACGACAGGAUCGUGCCGAUGCGCGCACGCUGCUUUCACAAACGUAAAACGCGAAAAAAUGACGACGCCAUCGCAGCUGCGAAGACACGUAUCGAGCGUCGAUAGUAUAUAUUAUACGUAUACUUUUAACUUGUGAUUUUUGUAUAUAAAUAAAAAGCGUUUUGCCGAAAA